UGGAGACCUCAGCUGCCGCAGUCAGAAUCGACGACUACUAAAUGGUCUGUUUCGGCCCAUGUGUUUCCUCUUGUCGUCCUUUUCGUGCUCGAAUCCGUGUGGUGUUGCGACGGAGCUUGCCAUCGAGGAAGAAUAACAGCAUCAAUCACUGUUUCUUUUCUAAUUACAUUUUCCUCGUUUGUUUGUGGACCUUGAAGGCAGUAUCUUAGUUCCUAGACGUAAGGUUUGAGAGGUCGGAGAGGUCGUAGAGUGUGCUGAGACAGAGCAGUUGAGAUGGGAAGCGACGGCAUGGAUAUUGGUUUUCUGGGCUUGGGAAUUAUGGGAAUUGCCAUGGCUCGGAAUCUGCUGAAGAAAGGGUUUAACGUGACUGUGUGGAACAGAAGUCCAGGCAAGUGCGAGGAGCUUGCGAAAGAAGGAGCUUCAAUCGGCAGCUCUCCAGCAGAUGUGGUGAAAAAGUGUUCCAUCACCAUAGCGAUGCUGGCCGAUCCAUCUGUAGCGAUAUCGGUUGCAUUGGGCCCUGGUGGAGUGGUGGAAGGUAUUACCCCUGGAAAAGGAUAUGUGGACAUGUCCACCGUCGAUUCCGCGACAUCAUCUCAAAUCGCGAAGGCUAUUGAAGCAAAGGGUGGAGACUUUCUGGAAGCACCAGUGUCAGGUAGUAAACAGCCGGCCGAAGCGGGUACUCUUAUCAUCCUCGCUGCGGGCAGUGAGUCUUUAUUUGCUAAGGUGAAACCAGCCUUCGAUGCCAUGGGAAAGAAAUCCUUCUUCCUGAAUGACGUGGGUAGUGGUGCCAAAAUGAAACUGGUUGUCAACAUGAUUAUGGGCAGCAUGAUGACGGCUUUCUCAGAAGGUCUAGCGCUGGCAGACAAAGCAGGACUAAGUCAACAAACUCUCCUUGAAGUUCUGGAGCUAGGUGCCAUCGGUAAUCCAAUGUUCAAGUUGAAAGGUCCAUCCAUGAUUAGCGGAAAAUGUCCCACGGCAUUCCCACUGAAGCAUCAACAGAAGGAUAUGCGUCUGGCGCUAGCUUUGGGAGAUGAAGUUGGACAGUCAAUGCCUGUAGCAGCUGCAGCUAAUGAGAUAUACAAGAAAGCUCGAAGCCUGGGUUUAGGUGAACAAGACUUUUCAUCUGUACAUCAAGCACUUACCCAAGAAGCUGCUAACGCAUCAGACUCUGCCAAAGCUGCUGCAUAGGCAAUAGCGCACGGUUGCCUCACAACCCAUUUUCGCACAAGCUUCUGCUUGUGGCGUCACCAUUUUAUUGGGCCGCAUCAUGCAAGGUCAUUUGCAUCACGCGUGCCAGAGUAUGACUUCACGCAUGUCAGAUGAUGACAUACAUUCAGCUACAAUUUAAAGCUGGAAGGAAUGGCAACAGCAGCCCUCAAUGAUAGAGCUGGAUCUUGCAAUUGUUAGAUUCUAGCUGCGGGAUCCCAUCUUUGAACCCUGAUAUAUUUUAUCAUUCAUAUAUAUAUAUAUAUAUACAUAUGUGUA
This is a messenger RNA of Physcomitrium patens, 1485 nucleotides long. RefSeq names its product glyoxylate/succinic semialdehyde reductase 1. Gene Ontology annotation, cellular component: cytosol. Gene Ontology annotation, molecular function: NAD binding; NADP binding; oxidoreductase activity. Lineage: Eukaryota; Viridiplantae; Streptophyta; Bryopsida; Funariales; Funariaceae. The record is from RefSeq and is a predicted model, not a curated record.